Molecule: messenger RNA, 8264 nt
Organism: Pocillopora meandrina
Lineage: Eukaryota; Metazoa; Cnidaria; Anthozoa; Scleractinia; Pocilloporidae
Source: the annotation of a GenBank genome assembly
AUGGAUACAAAGACCGAGGUCGGGCGGGAGAACAUUUAUUUCGAAAUGGAAUCUAAACAGGAAGAUCACGCCGAGAGGUGUGACGAUUUAGUUUUCAGAAAGGACACUCCUCAGGCAAAGCCGAAGGUGGAAACACAGCUGUGUAAAGAUUCUGAUACAGUGAAACAUCACCUAUUAUUCUUAAUCGUAUCUGCCAUUGCUGUUGCUUCGCUCUUAACAGCCCUUGCCACUUUGGUUUUAGCUGUGACAAUCAUUACGGCACGGAGCGAAGUUUCUACAGGUACGGCUACCAUUGCUUCUCCCUGUUGUAAGUAUUUGACAAGUGUUUAAAAACACUUGUAGGUCUUGAUCCAUUCAAAUCUUAAAAGUGAUUGAAAAGGUGCACUAAUUAAACGACAGGAUGAAGAAAAAAAAGAUAAUUCACUUCGGUCCUGAACAUUUCCUGUCCAAAGAGGAAAUUUGAGGAAUUUCCGUUUCGAUAUGAUUUGAGUAUUGCUAUUAUUACCAGAGCUUUCCCUCCACAUAUGAUUAGUAUAGGAUUUCUAAGAAAAAUUGUUAUAGAAGGGGAAAUCCGUCCAUCAUAAUACUUAUCCGUAAUCAUGAACAACAAGGGCAUUCCUAUUGCGUCUACAUUAUUUGAUAUUUAGAUAAGGCUAAGUUGUAACAACUGAGCUUUCCAAUUAAAUAACACAUUCUGUGAUAUGCAGGAUGUUGUCACGGUUGCUUAGGAAAAGAGGGAAAAUAUCGUAUUUAAAUAGCGAAUAAUCUAUCUUUGACAUAUAAAGUGCGUUUUUCAAAAGGGAAUCUUGAUGAUGUGAGCCACUUAACACCAAGUUAGUAUCAUGAAGUAUGAAAGGCCGAAGACACUGUAAGUGACGGAAACGCUCCGAGUCAUUGAAUUGAGAACUUUGACCAUUUUUCAUCUCUUUCCAAUAUCUAAAAUUGUUAGUCGGAGCACAAAAAAUAUGCGUAAUAGUAUCUGACAAAAGAUGAGGUUAUAAAAAAUAUCAAUAGUGAAAGGCAUGACUGUUCAUAUUUUCAAUGGGGCUUUUGGAAUUAAACCCGUGAAUUCAUUUAUUAACAUAAAAAUCAACCUCCUCCCCCGCCCCCCUUAUAAAAUUUGAAAUUGAAAUUUUGAUCAAGAUACAUACCAAGAAAAUUCAAAGUUCCAUGUAGAUAAUUAAAAAUGGUAAUAGGACCGAGUGGAGUCCAAUUUGGUGCGUGAUCAUAAGAUGGAUUGUCAAUCACUCGUAUCGUUACUGACAGAAUUGGACGACUCUAAGUCCUGUUGCCAAUUAAUGAUGACCAUUACAAUUUAGGGAAAAAAACAAAAAUAUUUAUAUGAGAGAGGGCUUUUAAUAAUGAUUAUACAAAUCAUGAUCAUUAAAAUCUUCGACAAAAGCGAAAUGCAACGUUUAAAAACGGCUUUUAUAGCAGAGAUGAAAAAAAAAGAAAAAAAAAGUCUAAAAACCACUUAAGCAAAACGAUUACUUAGCACAACCAGUCGUAUCAAUCAAUUAAAUAAUCAACCAGGCGUUACAGCCAAGGAACGAAAAAUUCACCGAAUUUAAAAAUCGCGCUGUGGUAAGUUUCGAAAAACAGUCGGCAUACAUCUACUACAGCUGUCUCUAGAAACAAAAGAAAGCAAUACACCUUUUUUUAAAGAAUCUCUUGGAAUUAUAUCAAUCGACUAAUCUGAGUCCAAGUCGAUGAUUACGAGCCUCUUCCCUCGUCUUUUGCUUCGCGAGGAAUCUCCAGAAGGCAACCGGUGUGUGUUCGACUCAAACAAUAACGUGAACACUUGACAAGGUGCCUGUUGGAGAAUUUUUAUUGCCAUUGUGACAGACUAUGAUGGUGUGAAGAAAGGAGGCAUAUUGCCUGACCCAUAAAGAUUAGCUGGAUGUUUUCUUUCAUGUUUGUAUCUCCUGGACCUAGACAAGAGGAAGAAAUAAUUGCCGGCGAUCGACCUUUGAACUAUCACUGAUAAAGUCGAUGUUGCGGCAUACCCGCUUGUUAUACAAGACAAUUGCUAUCGUUCGCUCUCCGUAGUUUUGUCACAAUCAUCCAGCGAAGACUCUCUGGCAGUAACUUGGAUAAUUUUAUGAAGUGGUUGGCCCGCUUCUUUUAAUUUCGCAACGACCGUUUUUCUUGUGGAAUGGUUUGUUAUUUUCUUGGCACGCUCCUCUGGUAAACAACUUGCAACUGAUUUCAUUAUUUGGCCAAUUCGAUGCUCAUCCAUUUUAGAUUUGGGCUACCAACACUUUUGGAGGGCCCUGAAAUAAUUGCAAGGUACAAAGGGCCGGAAUUUUCAAUUGGUCGGUGUCGACAUGCAGGCCACUCUUCGAAAAGUCGUAUGAGAUCCCAUUCAUCACCGUCGGUAGACCACAUUUUGCGAGGGAAACUUCGGGUUUUGUUUCUCAAUCCACCUUGCCUGGUUUUGUUUGGUUUUUUUUCAAACUGAACAACUUUGCUACCAUCUGCCAUUUGCAAAAUGGAAAAAUCUUGAACGCAUUGUUAGGGUCGUGUUGGCCUCUGAAACCAAGAGCUCUGCCAUAUUUUUAAAGUUGACGCUUGUAAUGGCAACACCAUUAUGACUUACUAAUUUUCCUUCACUCCAAAAUAAUUCUUCGUCUACGUGAGCGUGCGGCUGAGCUCUGUUAAGCCAUUUUCCUUUGCCUUGGUAUCUCAGACAUUUUGUUUUGGAAGUAAGAGUCUCUUGAGACUUCUUGAACUCUCGCCCGCAGAUAAUGGAUGCCUAAUCAUUUUUUUCGGCGGAGAUACUUGUCGAGUGAUACCUGCAUAAUGCGAAGCGAAUGUAGUUCGUAUUCUGUCUCAUCUUUAAUCCGGACUUCAGCAUAGAAUGUUGGUCAGAAUCUCAUCCAAAAUUCGUGGGGUGAAGCGUUACUAAUAAACCUUUGUCAAAUUCGAAGGAACCUAAAUUGCUUCAAGCCAUAAUCGACUCUUUUCCAGUUGCAGAUCGAAAUUUUAUUUAACUUCUGAAUUUUGACAUUGUUUCUCGUAAAUAUAGUGCUGUUAUUAUAGGCAUACAAUGAACCUUCCUUCUUACGAAUGAUGCACUAACUUGGAAAGAUCGUUAACUUAUAUAGCACGCAGAAAAAAAGGCCUUUUACUUACGAAUUUUUUCAGAAUUGAACAAAUAAUUCUCUAGAUAGAGAUUGUUUGCAAUUAUAGUUAAUAACAUAAAAUAAGCUGGUCCUAUUUCUCCCUGCCUAUCAGUGUAUGAAGUUUUAACACGUGUUUAUUGAUAUUUAUCUUUUAUCUAUUUAUCCAUCUCUUCAUCUUUUCAUUUGAAAUCCUUCAUUAUUUUUUGUUUACAUUUUCUGUUUUUCUUAUUGUCUCCCCUUUUUCUAGAAACGUCAGAACUUCAAAAGGAUGUACAAGAGUUGAAAAGGAACCUCUCUGCAUUCAGAGAUUACUCGGUAGGGGUAAUUCUUAAUCUUUAUCAGUAAUCAGUUAAAAGCAAAAUGCACUGAUGUGAAAUACAUGGGUACAUGUUUGUACAUAAGACUAAGGGCCUCAAAAGGACUUUUAACUCGCUGAUAAUUAGUCAUAUUUUAUAGAAAUAUAGAUUUUAAACAGAGCUUUAAUACUUUCAUAGAGAGCAGGCUGGAGGCACUUUGCACUUCUGCUUUAACUUUUUCAAUGGGGCAAUCUAAAUGUUAUUUCUGAUCAGCCGAGGCUGUUGUGGAGAAGCCUGAUGAACCUUACGAUAGGCCAUCUUGGGUGUCAUUGUUGCAGACAUUAUAAGUAUUCUCGUAAUUUUUUGGACCAACUUUGGAAGCAUAGCGGUUCGAACCCUAUCAUGCAAAGUGCACACCUGUAUAGCCAUCAUCAUCAUUUGAUCAUUAGAAAUAAGAAAUUACAAGAAAGUAUUAUUUUACCAAGAAACUUAAUAAUAAUAAUAAUAAUAAUAAUAACGAAUUUUUAUACAGGAUUGAAACCCAUCAGUGUGUAACACUGUUGUCCUUGGGGUCCUGUCAAAAAUAAUAAAUAAAUAAAUAAAAUAAAAUUUAACAAGAUAUAAUCAUUGAUCUUAAGGUCUAGAAAAGCAUACAAUAAAAUGAAAAAAUUAAGAAUUAAAUAAAAAUACUCUGAAAAAGAUACCUAUAACCACGUUUAGAUAGAAUUUAACUAAAAUAAUCUCGCAAUUUGUUCUUAAAUUUCAGUCUCGAAUCUAACGACCUUAGUUCAGCAGGCAGGUUGUUGAAAGUCUUUGCUCCUUGGUAAUAGAAGCUCUUUUUACCAAAUUCUAAACGAACUUUGGGUAAUUUCACUGAUAUACCGUUAUUCCUAGUGGCCUUAGAAUGAACCAGCCUUUCGAAGUAGUUCUUAAAGGGUGUGCAAACAUUAUUCAGGAGACAGUCGAAAACAAACAGACAGCUUUUACGCUUGAUCAAAUUGUUCACGGAUGGGGGAUUAAAAGAACUAUUGCCGAUAACUUUAAAGCCUCGUCGUUCGAUGUUCUUUAUCAUUUCCUUUCGGUAAUCCGGAAAGCUAAGACCAAGUGUUCCGCAAUAGGUAAAGAUAGGUGCGAUCAUAGUGUUAUAGAUCGAUUCUGCACACUUUUGGUCGAUCAAAGGACGAAUUGAUCGCAAGAGAUUGAUUCUGGUUGCAGCUUUUUAUAGAUUCGGUCAAAAUGUGAUGCGAGGUUUAGUGAUGAGUCAAGGUGAACACCUAAGUACUUAUAGGUAGAGGUAUUAUUGAUGAGUGACCCAUUAGCAGAAAGUUUAAGUUCCUUGUCUUGAAGGUUGAUUCUUUUAGCUGUUCCAAAUAACAUAGACUCCGUCUUGUCCUUUUUAGGUUAAUGAUCAGUUCGUUGUCUUUAAACCACUCGCACAGGUUAUUCAUAUCCUCGCUAAGGCUUCUCUGUAUAGUAUCAAUAUCUUUAGAAGAGGUAUAGAUGACUGAAUCGUCGGCAUAAGUGAUAAUCUUCGAGUGUUGAAGCGGUUUAUGUACAUCGUUGAAAAAGAUAAUGAAUAAGAUAGGACCCAGGAUACUUCCCUGAGGAACACCUGUGAGAAUGGGUUGAGGUUCUGAUAGCACGCCUUUAUAUUGGACAACUUGUGAUCUGCAGAAAAGGUAAUCAGUGAACCAUGCGAGUUCUGUUCCACGAACUCCGUAAGUUGAAAGCUUGCUCAGGAGGCCAGAGUGACUGAUGGUGAUUCCUUGAUCAGGAAUAUUGAUUUACAAUUUUUUAUUGUUAAAGGUUUCAGGGGAUGUAAAAGAACUAAAGAAAAAUGUAAGUUUGCCAUUCAUUCCUCUUCCUGUAAUAAUCUUAAUGAUCAUCUUAAUGUUAAUAAUUACAAUAAUGAUAAUGAUUGUAAAUCAUCAAUAACAAUAAACCAUUCAUGAAAAAAAUGAUAUGAUGUUGAGUAGUUUCUUUUCUUUUCCUCCUUGUGUUAGGUCUCAGCAGUGUUAGAGGAGCUAGCGAUAAAGGCAAGUUUAAAUUCAUCCAUUUCCAGUUCUAUCUAUAUAUUUAGGAAAAAAUUACUAUUAGUGCACUUAGUUUAACACGAGUUGCUUACUUAAUGGCACAUGAAAAAAGAUAUGGAAAACAUGAAACAUGAGGUAAGUUCCAAUACCAAUGUAUCGUUAUCUGAAUCCCUCACUGUUACAGUCCCUAUCAUCAUUAUGUUCAAAAGCAAAACGUGGACUUCUCUACUUAUUUCACCAACUUUAGUAGGCCCACUUAUUCUCUAACACAAUAAUUUGGUCUGUUUUAUUUUUAGGGCAAAAAUACAGAGCUAGAGGAUAUCCAUCUUGCAGUACAGCAUGCUGCUCAAGUUUUGAUUGGUCUGAAUACAAGUGUAAAUGAGAGGUUUCUGCAUUUCCAACAAAGAAUCAUGCAACUGGAUCAAAAGGUACAUAUACCUGAAUGUAUUUUUGUGUGCCAUUUCAUACCGAAUUUUGAAUCAACCAAUCAGAGACCUGAUUUGAGAUAUCUCGCAAUGCUAAGUCACUGCCCUAAGCUGCACAAUAUCAUGGUCUCUUUCAAUUGAAUUUAAGCUACUUAAUGGUCAUCACAAAGUGCAUGGUACAGAUAUGCCUCUAAACCUAUUGCAAAAACAGAGACUGUUUUUCAUCGUGAGUUAAAGGGGAUUUUCAAAGAUUGUCAAAUGCAUGACCCCUCACAGUUUGCAAGAGUCAGUGUUGAACAUUCAAAUUCAAGCAAUGCUACCCCAGCAAAUUCUAAAUUUGUUUUCAAAAUGACCUGUUUACUUUUAUUUUAUGUCUGUGGAAUGGCAGGGGAUACUUUUUUUAAUCUAAUUUUAAGCUUUUAAGCUACAACUUAGCUUAUUGUUCAAAAAGUUCUUCAAAUCGACUGUAUGUACUGGCUUAAAGAGCCUUUUUGAGAGGCGGAAGAGCACAAAAACGUGUGAUUGAGUCAAAAAUAAGAACGAUCUAGUGUGAUUAACUUCCAAGAGUUAAGGUAUAGAUAUAUCAGUGAUAAGGGAUGGUGUGGUGUAAGCCUAUAGACAGAUCGAUUGAUCUUUGGUGACCAUUCCUUUAUCAGUCCAAACUAUAAAGAGCAAAUAAGUAUGAUAAAGGUCUCUAAUGUAAAUAAAAAAAAAAUGAAAACAAACUGUGCAUUUCUCACAACCAACUUAAGUCAAUGUUGUUUUCCUUCUAUACAACUUUUCAUAUAAGAGCCUCCCAUUUUGGCAGUGCCACAGCCACUUUCACUGUCACUGUUACUGUCACUUUCAUUGUCACUGUCACUGUCAUUGUCUCUGUCACUGUCAUUAUCACUUUUACUGUUACAUACACUGUCACUGCCACUGCUACUGUCACUGUCACUGUCAUUGUCACAUUAACUGUCACUGCCACUAUCACUCCAACUGUCACUGUUACUAUCACUGUCACCGUCAGUGUUACUGUUACUGCCACUACCACUGCCACUGUCACUGUCACUUUCACUGUCACAGUAACUGCCACUGUCACUUUCCCUUCACUUUUACUAUAAUUGUUACUGUCGCCGUCAUUAUCACUGUUACUGUCACUGUCACUUUCCCUUUCACUUUUACUAUCACUGUCACCUCACUCACUUUUACUAUCAUUGUCACGGUCAACGUCACUGUCACUUUCACUUUGUCACUUUCACUGUCACUGUCACCGUCAUUCUUAUUGUAACUGUGCUAAUUGUCAUUAUCACUACAAUUGUAAUCAUUUUCAUGAUUAUCGUCAUUGCAGUGGUUACUGUGAAUAUCAUUGUUAUUUUUUUUAAAUUGUGUAGGUGAAAAAUACUACUGGCAGCACGAGCAUCAGAGGACCACCUGGAGUCAAUGGUACUAAUGGUGACACUGGAUCUGCCGGAACUCCCGGACCUGCCGGACCUCCGGGAUAUAAUGGUACUAAGGGUGAUAUUGGACCUGCCGGACCUGCCGGACCUCCAGGAUAUAAUGGUACUCAGGGCCCUGCAGGACCAUCUGGACUACCUGGUGUACAGGGUCUUCGUGGACCAUCUGGGUUCAAUGGUACCCAGGGUCCACCUGGACCUGGGGCCAGUUCCUGUGUUUUUAAGACUUUAUCUAGCCUUGGCCUACCAGCAUCCUCGUUGAUCAUCCAAAAAAUUACAGCGACGGAACAAAAUGUAUGUUGAGUUAAAGAUUGUCAAAGUUGUUUGAUUCUGAAAAACGAAAAUAAAAUCUCUAUCUUCUAUUGAAAAUUACUUUACGACAUAUUAACACUCAAGACAAUGUGUAUCGGUCGAAGGAGUUGUCCAGAUGUCGUAAAGCCUCCCUUAAAGUCAUAAAGUUGAGUAAUUACUUUCUAGCCAUAGGCCGCAUCGAUUUGGAGAAUCAAAGCUAAUUUCCUCUCAUUUUAAGUCUUAAAUUUCCAUCAUCAUUAAAACAAAAAACAAAAAAAAACGUGUAGGCUGUAUUUGUGAUAUCCGAUUUCGGCAUGGAAAACUCACAAUAAGUAUUGCCCAGAUUGUAGGCGUCAGCUUUCGUCACGUCGUGUGUACACCCAUUGGAGAGGAAAGAAAUGUUUUGCUCAUCUGCUUUUCGAACUCUUGACGUAGUUUAUCAUUAUCAUCAGUAUCAUCAUUAUAUAUUUUUUUUUCCUGCCAGGGUAAAAUCUUUAUUGGCGUAAACUGUGAUACAAACGACGCGAAAGCUGUUAAAUUAUCAAGUACUAUUUCAGGUGGAAAAAGAUCCUACGAUUGCUCUUGCGAAGGUACCCUAACAACUGGAGAACCAAUGAUGUAUUGCUACAUACACUACUGGGAGUGUCAGAUAUAA